CUGCACUUGGCUGCAAGCAAAGGGCACAGUAGCGCUGCUUGCGCUCUUGUCGAUCUUGGAGGAGACGUCAACUCUGUCACGGCCGAUCUCACUACGCCGCUGCAUCUCGCCGUUGCGGGAGGGCACACCGAUACUGUGCAGGUUCUGGUCACCCUAGGAGCAGACUUGAAGGCGAAGAAUGCUAAUGGUGAGACUCCUCUGAAGCUGGGGAAGAACGCUGGGACCAACGUGGAGGUUCUCAGCCUCCUCAAGGCAUUCAUGGAUGCCUUGGAGUCGGACGAAGAUGAGAGUCCUCCCGAGCCCAGCAAGUGA
This is a messenger RNA of Guillardia theta CCMP2712, 312 nucleotides long. RefSeq lists its product as hypothetical. The record is from RefSeq and is a predicted model, not a curated record. Gene Ontology annotation, molecular function: protein binding. The annotation marks the transcript as partial. NCBI's taxonomy places the organism in Eukaryota, Cryptophyceae, Pyrenomonadales, Geminigeraceae. The transcript is spliced from 2 exons.